AUGCUCUGCUCUCGGGUCCAGACUCUCCUGCAGCGCCGGCGCAAGCAGAAGACGGCCAUGGAGAUUUCUGCUCCCUUUGACCUCAAGCAAGAGCCCGUCUCGCUGCCCGGAGUCUCCGAAGACGAGUAA
This is a messenger RNA of Hirsutella rhossiliensis, 129 nucleotides long. RefSeq lists its product as uncharacterized. The record is from RefSeq and is a predicted model, not a curated record. The transcript is spliced from 2 exons. NCBI's taxonomy places the organism in Eukaryota, Fungi, Ascomycota, Sordariomycetes, Hypocreales, Ophiocordycipitaceae. The coding region runs from base 1 to 129 and encodes 42 amino acids.